AUGGCAGUGAGGAAACCUUUGAAGCAAUUUACUACUCCCUUGGGUUCCGGUGCUGGAGUACCCAAGGAGAAAAGACCACCAAAAGUCACUGACUCGGCCACGCGUUUGGCUCGACCUUUUAAAGUUCCAUUUGCCUCGCGUGGCCAAAGUGGUCAUGGUGGUACUGCAACGACGCGAGGACGUCCUAUUCGUGAUGCCCGACGGAAAGUUACAACUUAUGCAGAUGGUGUUAUGACUGAAGAAGAUUUACCGGUUGAUUCUGAAGGCGAAGUAAUCCAUCAAAAAAGAUUUGGAGCUCUUAUGCCGCGAGCUAUUCUAAACGGUCACAACUUGACUAAUAAUGAAAAUAAACUAAAGCGAUCUUUUACAGUGCCCUUCAAGAAGGAAAAUAUAAAAGAAGGAGAUAUCAUACGGGGCCCACCACCACCAUUAGGAACAAAAAUUCGGCCUAUACUCCCACCAAGACCGCUUUAUGAUCCUACCAGUGAGUUUGCAGUAGUGUUGUAUGACCCUACUGUGGAUAUUAUUCCAAAGGCAGAUGAUGAGAAAGAAGAGAAACAAGAACUGCCUACACCAGAACCGCAAGAACCACAAGCUAAAAAAAGAAGAGUUCACAAAUCACUUGCUGAAAUCUUGGGUAUUGUAACAGAUCCAGAAGCAGCACUUGCCAAGUAUCCCGAUGUUCCCGUUGUUAUUGAUCCUAAACUAGCAAAGAUUCUUCGUCCGCAUCAAGUUGCCGGGGUUAAGUUUUUAUAUAGAUGUACUGCUGGAUUAAUUGAUCCACGAGCAAAGGGAUGUAUCAUGGCAGAUGAGAUGGGGUUGGGGAAAACAUUACAAUGCCUUGCUCUUAUGUGGACAUUACUUCGUCAAUCUCCUCGAGGAAAACGUACAAUUGAAAAGUGUAUUAUUGUAUGUCCCUCUUCUUUGGUUCGUAAUUGGGCCAAUGAAAUUGUUAAAUGGCUAGGAGAAGGCGUAUUGACCCCCUUGGCAGUUGAUGGGAAAUCAACCAAAUCAAAUGAUCUAGGUUUAGCAUUACAACAAUGGUCAACAGCUACUGGUAGAAACGUUGUCCGUCCAGUGUUAAUUGUUUCUUACGAAACUUUACGAAGAAAUGUUGAUAAGUUGGCCGGUACAGAAGUUGGGCUAAUGUUAGCUGAUGAAGGGCAUAGAUUAAAGAAUGGUGAUUCGUUAACAUUUACAGCAUUAAACUCGUUAAAAUGUGAAAGAAGAGUUAUUUUAUCAGGGACCCCAAUCCAAAAUGAUUUAUCCGAAUAUUUUUCGUUGUUAAACUUUGCCAACCCAGGUUAUUUAGGUACAAGAAAUGACUUCAAACGUAAUUUUGAAAAUGUUAUUCUUCGGGGAAGAGAUGCCGACGCUACUGAUAAAGAACGAGCCAAGAGUGAUGAAAAAUUGACAGAGUUAUCACAAAUGGUAUCCAAGUUCAUUAUUAGAAGAACCAAUGAUAUUUUGUCAAAAUAUUUACCGGUCAAAUACGAAUAUGUUUUAUUCACAGGGUUAUCACCCAUGCAAAGUGCUCUAUAUAACUAUUUCAUUACAUCUCCAGAAAUCAAGAAACUUCUUCGAGGUACAGGAUCACAGCCAUUGAAAGCAAUUGGUUUAUUGAAGAAACUUUGCAAUCAUCCAGAUUUAUUAAACCUCCCCGACGAUAUUGAAGGUUGUGAAGAAUUAAUCCCCGAAGAUUAUUCUUCCUCCAUAGGGGCCAGUGGAAGAAACAGAGAGAUUCAAACUUGGUUCAGUGGUAAGUUUAUGAUUUUGGAAAGAUUCUUGCAUCAAAUAAAUACAGAAACCAAUGAUAAGAUUGUUCUUAUUUCAAAUUACACACAAACUCUUGAUCUUAUUGAGAAAAUGUGUCGUUAUAAGAAAUAUGGUGUUCUUAGAUUAGAUGGUACUAUGAAUAUCAAUAAACGUCAGAAGUUGGUGGACAAAUUUAAUGAUCCAGAUGGUUCAGAAUUCAUCUUCUUGUUAUCUUCAAAAGCAGGUGGUUGUGGUAUUAAUUUAAUUGGUGCCAACAGAUUAGUAUUGAUUGAUCCAGAUUGGAAUCCAGCUCUGGAUCAACAAGCUUUAGCUAGAGUAUGGAGAGAUGGACAAAAGAAGGAUUGUUUUAUUUAUAGAUUCAUAUCAACAGGUACAAUUGAAGAGAAGAUUUUCCAGAGACAAUCCAUGAAAUUAUCACUCUCAAGUUGUGUGGUUGAUGAAAAAGAAGAUGUUGAAAGAUUAUUUAGUGCUGAUAAUUUGAGGCAAUUAUUUCUAUACGCACCAGAUACAAUAUGUGAUACACAUGACACUUUCCAUUGCAAACGUUGUUCAUUGGAGAAGGGCCAAUUUCUAAAACCACCAGCUAUGUUGUACGGAGAUGCCACUACUUGGAACCAUUUAAAUCAUGCUUCUUUAGCUAAUAAUCAAGAUUCAUUGAUUGCAAAUGAGUCGCAAUUCAAUGAUAUUUCCUUUGCUUUUCAGUAUAUAUCGCAUUUGUAA
Spathaspora passalidarum NRRL Y-27907 is the source of this 2496-nucleotide messenger RNA. RefSeq names its product DNA-dependent ATPase (gene RAD54). Gene Ontology annotation, molecular function: ATP-dependent chromatin remodeler activity; ATP binding; hydrolase activity, acting on acid anhydrides. The transcript has a single exon. The coding region runs from base 1 to 2496 and encodes 831 amino acids. Lineage: Eukaryota; Fungi; Ascomycota; Pichiomycetes; Serinales; Debaryomycetaceae. Gene Ontology annotation, biological process: double-strand break repair via synthesis-dependent strand annealing; reciprocal meiotic recombination. The record is from RefSeq and is a predicted model, not a curated record. Gene Ontology annotation, cellular component: nucleus.